This is a messenger RNA of Pelodiscus sinensis (Chinese soft-shelled turtle), 2900 nucleotides long. It is a transcript of the gene TIMP4, whose product is annotated as TIMP metallopeptidase inhibitor 4. The record is from RefSeq and is a predicted model, not a curated record. Gene Ontology annotation, cellular component: extracellular matrix. NCBI's taxonomy places the organism in Eukaryota, Metazoa, Chordata, Testudines, Trionychidae. Gene Ontology annotation, biological process: negative regulation of endopeptidase activity; response to hormone; negative regulation of membrane protein ectodomain proteolysis. Gene Ontology annotation, molecular function: protease binding; metalloendopeptidase inhibitor activity.
AGAGAGUCCUAUGUCAGGGAAAUUAGAAGUCAGUUAACAUAAGCGUAUACUCAGACUGAGCAUUAGAGGGCUUUUCUAAACCAUCUAAGUCUGUUGAAAUUGAACUGCAUAGGAUUAGGAAGUUUAGAUACAAGAUCAACAGUAACAACAGUAAAAGAAUAUUUUGUUUUUAGCUGGCCAGUUAGCCGGGAGCAAAGCAGCAUGAAUCCAAUACACAGUACCUUGUUGUUUUCAGUGCUUCUUUUAAUUCUCAGAAUUCAGGAGCUGGCAGAGGCAUGCAGCUGUGCCCCUGCACAUCCACAGCAGCUAAUCUGUGAUUCUGCUUUAGUGAUUCGAGCAAAAAUAUCCAGUGAAAAGGUGGUUCCUGCCAGUGAUGACCCUGUUGACACUCACAAAAUGAUCCGGUAUGAAAUCAAACAAAUAAAGAUGUUUAAAGGAUUUGAAAAACUGAAAGAUGUUCAGUAUGUGUAUACUCCUUUUGAUUCAUCUCUCUGUGGAGUGAAACUAGAAGCUAACAACAAGAAACAAUAUCUCCUCACAGGCCAAAUAUUACAUGAUGGUAAAGUUCUCAUCCAUUUAUGCAAUUACAUUGAAUCGUGGGAUGAUCUAUCCUUGUCUCAAAAGAAGAGUCUUAACCAGAGAUACCAAAUGGGCUGUGGCUGCAAAAUUACUACCUGCUACAUGGUGCCCUGCUCAAUCACUACACCAAAUGAGUGUCUCUGGACGGACUGGCUCAUAGAAAGAAAACUAUAUGGGCAUCAAGCCAAGCAUUAUGCCUGUAUCAAGCGAAGUGAUGGCACUUGCAGCUGGUACAGAGGUGGGCCCCCUCCAGAGAAAGAGUUUACUGACAUCAGUGAGCCUUAAAAUGAUCACUUCUUAAAAAGCCUGGGAGGCUAAUUCCAUCAAACGUUGCACACUCACAGCUUUGAACUGCCGACAUCUUAUGUAUCUGUUGGUUAGAAAUAGAAGCAAAGUGUGCUGUGCAAUUGUGCAAUUUGUGGAAUUGGCACCCAGCCAAGAAGAGAAACAAAUCUCUCGGGGGUAGCUUAUAAAGUUCUGCUUCGUAUACAGGGAUUUAGUUGAGAAUGUUCCUUGAGGCAUAACAACUUUCCUUUUUACCAAUAUGAAUGCAGAAGAACAAAAGAAUGAUCAGAUUUUUGCCCCUUAUUCCAGUUACCUAGCAGAUUAAGAAAACCCCGUGACUCAGUCCAAAACAGUCUGAUACACAAAGAAUGUUUUAUACAAUUAUUUUUUCAGCAUAGCUGCCGUCUGAUAAAAUAAUUAUUGUACAGUAUAUAUGUAAAGUAUAACAAUGUAAAAAUAUCAAAGGUCCAAGUUUUCUUCAUAUUUGUGAAAACUAAACUUUUUUUGUGAUUGAAAACUUUUGUUCUUUUUUGUAUACUACUUACAUGUCAUAUUUCUUACCCAUGUAUUAUAACAUUUCUUAGUAAUUAGGUUAAAUAUAUAUAUAUUUGAUAAUCACAAAUGCCUUUGUCCAAUUCAUUGAUUUAGUGGAUUGGCAUAUACUGUAAAGAGAAAAGUUCUAAUGCUUAGGUAUUGCACCAAUAGAAAUAUUGUGUGAAUAUGCACCCUUAGACAGUAAGAUUUAUAGGAAAGUUCAAGCAUAAACAUUGUCAGUGUAGCCACCGCAGCUCGUAAUGCCUCCGUACAUGUGUGACUAUAUAAUUAUCAUAUUUCACUUCUGUUAUAAGUGCUGCUUUUAGUCUGAGUGACUUUAAAGAACCCCAAGUAUUUAUUUGAUUGUUUGGAUUUUGAUACAAAAUUUACCAUUUCUGGAUAGUCAAAUGUUCUGUCAUAAUGAGUAUCACAGCUUACAAAAAUGUACCGCAAAAGUAUUAUCUUUUUGAAGGCUAGAGAAAAAGGGCAAGAUGUAAAGAUUUAAACAAAUAAUACUGAUCAAGCGUAUGAAUAUUUCCACAGGUUUUUAAGUUUGCAGAGGCAAAUUAAUAAGGGAUGCACCAAGGCUGAGAAUAAUUAUCCAGAUCUAGCUGAUUAUCUGUGUUUGAAAAACUGAGCAGGAAUCCUCAUGAGAUAAGGCUCUUUUGUGACAUUUCUAAUACCUUCUGAAUCUGGUCAAAGUAAAUAACACCUAAAAACCACUCUGUUCCUCACUGUCCUUUGGAAUUUCACCAUGUAGAUUCCAGAUAUGUCUAGAAUUAAUGCAAAGAAAGCAGACAUAAGAGACCUAAGUAAAAUAGCUAGCUUAACUUAUGUUGAACUUCAGCAAGACGUAGUUCAGGUUUAUUAGAGACAUUUAUUAUUUUAUAGAAACCUAUUCAUCUACCUCUAGUAUUGUAACAGUUCCCAAACUAGUGAAUGAUACACUAAUAGAGUAAAUGAUCUUUAAAAUUGUUAUAGUCUAUGGGGCUAAGAAACCUAUUUUCUGAGUACCAGUACCAAUGAUGAUGCACUUUUUUUAGGACGAAAAGUUGAGAUAAGAUCAGAGUUUGCAUCUACAUUUGCUUAUGCUUUUUGCUUUACAUUAAAACAAAGUAGUGUUAUGUAGUUACCAAAGUAUGGAAAACAUGUUGUCCUUAAUCUAUAUAAAAUGUAUUAAAUAUCAAUGAUAAUCAUUCAAGAAAGGUGUAUCAUUUUAGUUUCAAAAGCACACAAUCUGGGUGAUAAAGCCCAUUAUUUCUUGAAAAAAUGUGGAUUGCCAAUAUUAUUUAAUAAUCAACAUUUCACUUUUUUUGGGCCAACUUUUUAAUGCUUUAUCUUAUGGCAAUGCAAUAAAAUACCUUUAAUUUCUUCUUAUAACCAUACCCAUCCAUAAACUUCUAAAAAUGUAGUUUGCAAAGUCUAUUUUAUCCACAGAUUUGUUGUUAUGAUUAUUUAUAAAGCUGCAUGCUGAGAAAGCUAUGCUUUUUUCAAAAAAAAAA